Messenger RNA from Anopheles nili, 884 nucleotides. RefSeq names its product protein D2-like. The record is from RefSeq and is a predicted model, not a curated record. Bases 1 to 576 code for a protein of 191 amino acids. The transcript is spliced from 2 exons. Lineage: Eukaryota; Metazoa; Arthropoda; Insecta; Diptera; Culicidae.
AUGCAGGUGGACAUUGGGCAGUUUUUCGCCGAGCACGACAUCGUGCCGGUGUUGAUCGAUCGCGCACCGCUCGCAUUUGCUAAGGUGGUGUACCGUGGCAAGAAGCUGGUUGACGCCGGUAAGGAGCUUUCACCGGCUGAGGUGCGUGAAGAGCCCAAGGUGGAGUGGUACGCCGAUCCGACGGAUUUACACACGCUCGUCCUGAUUGAUCCGGACUCACCGAGCAGAACUGAGCCGUCGAAUCGAGAGUUCGCUCACUGGCUCGUUGGGAACAUCCCGGGUCGACACGUGCAGAAUGGUGAGACGUUGUUCGAGUACAUCCCGGUGUUCCCGAGGUCUGGUGUUGGCUUCCAUCGUUACAUCCUGCUCGUGUUCCGGCAGCAGUCGUGGAAUGACUACUCCGAAGCGCCACGUGCCUCAAGCAAGAACCGUACGCCACGGAUUCGGUUUAGCACGCGAGAUUUCGCACGCCGCUACAGCCUGGGCAGUCCGGUGGCGGGAAAUUUCUUCAUCGCCCAGUACGACGACUACGUGCCGGUGAUACUGGCCAAGUUUCCAGCCUCGGACGAGUUCUAGCACGCGCGUGUGUGUUCGUGCAAUCGAAAUCAAUUACGAAGGUUAAACAGCCGCCCUUCGCCACGGUGCGCUUUCCCGCGUGCCUGCUGCUCGCCGUGCGUAAGUGCAUGCGUUAGCGCAUGAAUCUCAUUUAAACAGCUUCGUCCAUUGUAACGCAGCUCCAGCGAGUAAAUGAUCGAAGCCGCCCGGACGAGAUGUGCGACCGUUCCCUGAACGCCAUUUCACGGUCACUGGGCGUUGAAUUAUUAAAAUCCGUAAGCUGCUUUAAUCCUCGCGUAGCGCGAAUAAAUAUUGGCCAACGGGUACCG